GGAAGGAAAAAAAAUCUUGGAGAUGGAAGAAGGGAAGGAGAUAGAGUCAACGGACAAAUCGGAAGAGGAAAUGGCUGGUGCUAAUGUAUCGGAAGUUGAGGAAGAAAAGGCUGCUGCUAAUGUAUCGGAAGUUGAGGAAGAAAAGAGAUCAGACACGGCGAAGAAAAGUAAUUGGUCAACUAUUGUAGUUACCUUACCCCAACUGUUGGAUCUUGCUCUGGGAACACCAGAAGUCGGUGUAAUUAAUUUAAACAUUUUACACAAUUUUCUUCAUGUUUUAUUGCAACAAAUAAAUAUUAGAACAACUAAGGUUGAAUUUCGUGGAGAAGAUGCCAGACGAAUGGAGACUGCGAUAGCUUCAUCUAAAUACGGUCCAGAUUUGCAUCUUUACGAGAGCAAAAUCAUCAGUGGAUCUAAUCAAAUGAAACAACGUAUUCACAGCACGGACCAAUUAACGGUAAACGUCGACGUUAUCAAACAAGAUGAAGCCACUGCUGGAAAAUCGGUUAGUGCUCCUGUUUCACCCCGAAAUGAUAAACAAGAAGCAACCAAUUCUACCAAUAAAACGAUGAAUUUGGAUGUGGAAAAUAAUAUUGAAAGUCGUGUUUACGUCGAAUCAAUUGUCAACGGUUUGACUCCAACUUUUUCCGCUUUUAAACAACUCGAAGAAAACGUCCAACGUCUCGAGAAACAAUUUGAAGCAUUACAAGAACUGUCUACUAAUUCUGAAUUAAUUGAACGAUUGAAAGGUAAUCUUACGGAUCCUUUAACAGACGUUUGGAAUAUUAUUAGCAUUAACAAAAGACUCGAUGCCGCUGAACAAGGAAUCAGUAAGCUUACGUCGAUGAUGCAAGAAGUAAUUAAAAAUGAAAAAAAUAUUAAAAGUUUUACGCAUAACAUGACACAGACUAAAGGGAAAAGUGUUGAGAAGAUUAUCAGUACCGAUGUUGAAGAUGAAAUCAUAACCGAUACGGGUGAUCCUCCUCCAGAAAGUAAUACAGGAACGGAAGAAGAAAGUGCUAAUAAACAAGAUAUCGAUAUAAACUCAAAUGAGUUAAGAGACAAAUUAAUUAAUAUAUGCUUACAUAAAUGUCAAGAUCUUGAUACAAUGCUCGAUUGUGAAGUAUACAAACUGCAUGUUGAAUUGGUCUUAUUAAAAGAAGACAAAGAUCGUAUAGACAAGGAAAUACAAAAAAUAUCAAAAACUAUUUCAUCCAUUGGAAGUGAAAAUAUGCAAGAUAUGUUAAAUAAAAUUAAAACAUUUGUAGACAAUAAUAUAGAGGAACGUAUACUAAAAUUAGAACACGACAUUAUGGGUAAUUUGAAAACUCUAAAUUUAUCACAAACUUAUAAGUUUCCUCAAGAUAUUGAAGAAAAAGAUCUCAACAAUAUGAUAUCAAAAACUCAAGAAAUUCAGGAAGAUAUAAGAAAAUUAAAUGAAACUGCUAAUUUUCUUAUGAAAGACACGGCAGAUCGUAACGAGAAUCUAAACGCAAUUUUGGAACAAUUGCAAUAUUUACAAACAAUAAAAGCUGAUAAGGAACACGUUGAUAGUAGUUUAGCCGAUAAAGCUGACGCUGAUACUCUAAACAGAAAGGUUUCUCACGACAAAUUCGAUACUGCUUGUAACGAUUUAACACAAGAAAUACAACAAGCAUUGGAACAAAUGAAUCUACAAAAUUCUAAUAUAGUUCAACAUUUUGCUGAUAUACAGAAAGAGAUCGAAAAGAAAGUAAAUAAAAUAGAGGUAGAACCAUUAAAGGAAUACGUUAAUAAGCAAUUGAAUGAUCUUGGAGAAAAAAUAAAACAAAUGGUUAAAACUAAAAGUGAAAUGGAAGCUGCUGGGACAAAGAAAAUGCUAAGCGGAGUACAAUGUAUAUCCUGCAAUAAAAACACAAUGAUGAGAAUGGAAGAAAGUGGAAGAUUUGAAGCACCUGCUAUGCCUUCGACUAGAAGCAUAAAACCUUAUCUGUCUUACGAAUUGGAUCAAAUUAGAAGGCAUCAGAGAACAAUACCUUACAGUAAAGAUAUAAAUAAACUCGAGGCAUUAAUGACAGAUGCUAAGAAAAAAGUGACAGAUAUAAACAAAUCAUCGAACGAACAAUCAAUUAGUGAACAUGGAAGCAGGCGUUAUUGCGGUGGAAGUCAUACGGUUACAAUUCCUGAACAAAGACUUAAACGAAUACCACCGACUUUUUAUUCGCGUGGAAAUGUUAAUGAGGUAAUGGAAACAUUUAUGAAAAUACGAAGUCAUCCGCUCGGAGCUCAAGCUUUUAAAAAGAAAUAUGAAGAUGAAAUUCCUUGUCCUGCGGCCUCCGAAGUUCCUCAGGAGACACCGCAUACUUCUUCAAAAAUAUUAUAGGAUGAUUUAAAUCAAUUAAGUAAAUCUAAUUUUUCAUAAAAAAACAUAAAUGCGGAAAAUGAUUGAUAAAAUAAAAAUGUCAUUCAAUCUGUAAGAAUAAUUUUAAAUGAAACGGAUCUUCGCAAAUUAAGAUUAUUAAUUAAAUGAACUUAACAUAAAAGUUUAUCUAAAAAAAAAAGGGCAAUAUGAAUGGAACAAGAAGAAAAUCUAGAAUAAAAGUGAGCCAAUGAGAAACUUCUUAUCAAAGUGAAAGCUUCGACCAGAACAUAAGAAACUAGUUUUAGAUACUUCGCAAUCGCACAAAUAAAACACGAAUAUGAAUAUUAAAUAAUUUCGUUUUUGCUCCUAAAAAAAACAAAUGGGCAACAUUUUUAACUUGAUCUAUAAAAGUUAGAUUGCAAUAUACAUAUAUAUAUAUAUAUCGGUAAUUUUUAAAUCUCUUAACGAUGCACAAUAUAUUUAAUAAACUUAUGUAAAUUGUAUUUCCUAAAAUCGUGCAUUCGUAAAUUAAAAUAAACUUAUUUCGUAGAAUAAUAUAAAUAAAGUCAAAUAAAAUAUAUUUUUUUUAAAUUUCUAAUAAAAAAAC
Molecule: messenger RNA, 2948 nt
Organism: Polistes canadensis
Lineage: Eukaryota; Metazoa; Arthropoda; Insecta; Hymenoptera; Vespidae
Exons: 14
Coding region: 23-2362 (779 amino acids)
Source: RefSeq, a predicted model, not a curated record